Molecule: messenger RNA, 9498 nt
Organism: Astyanax mexicanus (Mexican tetra)
Lineage: Eukaryota; Metazoa; Chordata; Actinopteri; Characiformes; Acestrorhamphidae
Gene: lrrk2
Product: leucine-rich repeat kinase 2
Exons: 51
Coding region: 278-7951 (2557 amino acids)
Biological process (GO): protein phosphorylation
Molecular function (GO): protein kinase activity; GTP binding; ATP binding
Source: RefSeq, a predicted model, not a curated record
CGAGGAGAGACCGCUAAAGAGACGGGCAUGCUUUCCUCACACGGCGUGGAGCAGAAGGGGAACUAAGCAUGUUUCCACUAUUUCACAGAGUUAGAGAGUCCAGCGGCGGCGGUAGAGACGCUCAGUGAAGUUUCCUCACGUGUCUGGUGUUGGAGAAAAGCGGGCUGUGCUGCGCAGUGGUGGCGCUCGCUGUAUUUACACUGUGUUUAAUGUGCCAGUGGAAAGGUUUUACACAUGUGUUUAGUGCCAGCCGAGGGCCAGCACUGUAACCAGCACCAUGGUGAACAAACAGGACCUGGAGGAAAGCGUGAAGAAGCUGUUAGUGAGGCUGAAGAACCUGGAGGAGGGCAAGCAGCUGGGCACCAUGGUCCAGAUCAUGCAGGACCUGCUGUUCCUCGCUCACACAGAGGAAUAUGCUGCAGAGCUAUUUGAGGACAAAAAUGUCCAUGAGCCACUGAUGCUGGUGUUAUCAACCUACAGCAACAGCAAAGUUCAACAGGUGGGAUGGUCUCUACUGUGUCGUCUGAUGGAGAUCUGCCCUGCCACUCUAGACAAGCUGGUCAGGCCGCUGGGAGCUGGGAGUAGCUGGGAAGUUUUAGGUGUCCACCAGCAAAUUCUGAAGGUGCUGUUCGUGCAUAAUGAAGACUGUAAAGUGGUAAUGAUAGGACUGCGGGUUCUAGCCUUGCUGUUAAAGUCAGAUGAGCUGCUGGUGCUUCUUCUGGAGGAGGAGAUGGAUGUGUUUGAGCUGGUGGUGGAGGCUAUGAAGACAUUUCCUGAAAGUGAGGAGGUGCAGCUUCAAGGCUGCUCUGCUCUCCGCCUGCUGCUGGAAAGAGUUACAGAAAGCCAUCUGGUGGAGUUUGUUGAUAGGAAGGACCAUGCAGUGGUUCUUCGUGCUCUCUCGAGGUUUAAGGACUGCAAAACUGUAGUGUUGCCUGCACUGCAGCUCCUCAUACCAUUGACUGAAACUGAAAGCAAUGUUGAGAUCCUGAUGUCCAAAACUGAAAAAUGCUACAGUUUGGUGUGUGAGGCAGUGGAGGCGUGCUCACAGUCGGAGGCUGUGCAGGAGGUGGGAUGCUGCUUACUACAAAAACUGACCUCAGAAAGCUACUUCACUAUCCUGGUGCUAAAUGGUGUGCACAGGCUUGCUGUGAAUGCCUGUCUCAGCUAUCCUGACAAUGCUACAAUCCAGACUGCUGCCUUUUCUUGCCUUGCUGCACUUACAAAGAGCAUUGUGGAGAAUAAAAGCCUUGAGAGAGAAGUCAGUGAGGAGGAGGAUGAGAGGAUGAAAGAAGAUGGUGAUGGCGCAGAGGAGAGCUUGGUUUGGAGAGAUGCUUGUUGCAUAGCUUUGGAAAGACAUACUGAGAAUGAGAAAGUACAGGAAGCUGCCUGUUGGGCUUUAAACAGCUUGCUGCUUUAUGGGAAUGCACGCAGUCAUGUAUAUUUGGAGCCAGAGGGAAGGCCACCGGUACAUACUCAGAUAAUGGCUGUGAUGCUUUUGCACUCCUCUAAUGUUCGUGUGUUCCAGGCUGCUACAUCCACACUAGGCACUCUCAUACGUAGACACAGUAAGAUGAGGUCUCUGCUGCUGUCCCAUGGCAUCCAUUACAAUAUUGUGGAACUGAUGAAGAGACACGCUGACUCCAGUGAAGUGUGUGAGAGUGCCUGCAAGUUUCUACACAUACUUUUCCAGGGAGGAAGGGUAAGUCUGGAUGACAGUGUUAUGGCUUUGGGGCGCAUCCUGAUCUCAAUGAAAGAUCAUAACUUUGAGCCUGAGGUCCAGCUGGAGGGGUUGAGAGUCAGCCUGGUGCUUCUGAACCCAGACCUCAGUUUGAGGGAGCACGGCGUGUCUGUGGCAGAUCCAGACGCUUCAGAUGUGUCUCUGAGAGUGCUGAAGAACCAGUGUGUGGUAGAGGAAGCUCAUACCAUUUACCUGGAGGCCUUGAACAGAUUCAUCAGCAGUGAGGAGAUUCAGGUGUGUGGGCUCGGUGUCCUCUCUGCACUGGCUGACUGUUCUGGAGCUGUUGAUGUCAUGUGCCAGCAGGGGGCGAUAGACACAGUGCUGCACACACUACAGAUGUUUCCUCGGAAACGGGAUAUUCACUACUGGGGUCUGAGCCUCCUGUUUCACCUGAUCUCUAAGAAGAAGCUGUCGCGCAUGAUUGUGCCUGUAUUAGCCUCUGUUCUGGUCGCCUCUGUGAGGCAGCACAAGGAGGAUGCAGCAAUGCUUCUGAAGGGUUUUCAGGUAAUCUGGAAGCUGUUGGACACCUGCUCAGGUGCAGCUCCUGAGCUGGGGAAAGAGGGUUUUGAGAAGGAAGUUUUCCAUCAGCUGAGAGAGAGCUCUCCUGAUCAGAGAAGUGAUCCGCUUCAGAAGCUGAGCUGCCUGUGCCUGUCGAAGAUGGUGGUGGACAGUGAUAUCCGUUAUCGUCUGCUGGAGAGAGCGUGUGAGGAGGGAGAUGUGGUAAUGGCUGAGUGUCUGAUUCAGCUGGGGGCUGAUGUCAAUAAGAAAGCCAAGACUGAAUCUCUGAUACAUCAGGUGUGUGAGCAUGGUCCGGCCCUGGCUCUGGUUGAGGUGCUGGUUGAUGGUGGUGUUCAUGAGCAGCAGUUGCGUGGGGCUCUGGCGGUGUGUGUGAAGAGGGGAGACGGCCCUGUUGUCACCUUCCUCCUGGGCCGGCUGGGUCUAAAACCCACCAGAAAUGCACUCUGUCUGGGAGGCUUUAAGCUGGGACGUCUGGAGACCUCGUGGAUCAGUGGACUCCUGUUGGAGCAGAGAGCGCCCUCUACAGCUCAGAAGAAAAACAGUAAAGGCCAGUGGCUUGCGAGGCACAUCAUUGCCCUCCAAAGGAAGAGGGGUCAGGCUGGAGUUUCUGGUCUACAGAGUGAUGUAAACACUUCAGGGUAUUUCUCUGAUGAGGAAAGCGAUGAUUCCUCAUACAUCUCUUUAGAUGGCAGCAUGGUCUUUGAUGAUGUAGAGAGUGAUGCAAGCGAUGGCUCUGCUCGAGCUUUUAGACUUUACUGUGAUUCACCGGAGGAGUUGAGAGGGCGGCCCAAAGCAAGGCAGCAGGGACGGCAAAGACGUGCCGUUUCUGAGGGAAGCCAUGGUGAAUCUGAUAUUAAUGGGUCACUACACAGGAGACUGAACAGGAACGGCCAGAUCCAAAGAGGAAUGUUUUUUUCCGAGACUUCCUCCCCUGGUGGUCCACUGUCUGGUGUGGUAAAUGGUCACAUCACCCUGCUGGAUCUGUCAGGAAAUGAACUGGACUCUCUGUCGUGCUUCAUGGGUGAUAGUGUUGUCCAGCAGCAGCUUAAGCACCUCCUACACCUUGAUCUCAGUGGCAACAAGCUAUCAGAGAUUCCCAGCACUCUCUGUGAGAGUUUGCAGAAUCUAACACGACUGGAUCUUCAAGACAACCAACUGAAGUCACUUACUGCAGAGCUCCUGAGUCUACCAUCUCUGAGCACGCUCAGUGUGGCACAGAACUGUGUCGGCCCUGUGCUCUUUUUGAAACCACACGUACGCUGUCCAACUCUCCGCCAGCUCAACCUGUCUUUUAACUGCCUCACUGCAUUCCCUUACCAGCUGGGCCAGGCCAUGGAGAACCUGGAGGACCUCAACCUGGAGGGGAAUCAAAUCUCUGAACUCUCGCUCCCUCUCUGUCUAGCAGAGAUGAAAGCGCUUGAUGUUUCUAAAAAUGGAGUAGCAAUGAUCUCUGAUGACUUCUUGUCUGGGUGCUUUAAGCUAGAGACAUUCAGUGCAUCCAACAAUAAGCUCAGCUCUAUGUCACACUUGCCUUCUAAAAUUACAACGUUGAAAUUAUCCCAGAACAAUUUCAAAAGUGUUCCCUAUGCACUUCUCAAUUUACCAAAUUUGCGGUCAGUGGACAUGAAGAGUAACAGUAUCAGUGUCCUGCCUGGUCCCUCUGCGUGGGCUAGUGCUAAUCUAAAAGAGCUCCUGUUCAGUCAGAACCAGAUCGCUGAGCUGGACCUCAGAGAACCAGUCCAGAAGUGGGCCCGUCUGGAGAAGCUGCAACUGAGUAAUAACAAGCUUACUGAGAUUCCUCCUCAGAUUGGGCUGCUGGAGGAGUUGACCUCUCUAGACGUGAGUGGAAAUGUUGGCCUGCGCUCUUUCCCUGACGAGUUGGGAAAACUGGUGCGGCUGUGGGAUCUUCCCCUGGAUGGACUACAGCUCCAACUUGACCUCAAACACAUCGGCAACAAGACCAAAGACAUUGUCAGGUACUUCCAGCAGCGCUUAAAGAAAGCUGUUCCCUAUUUCCGCAUGAAGCUGAUAGUGGUCGGAACUGCAGGCAGUGGGAAGACUACGCUGAUCCAGCAGCUGAUGAAGCAUAAGCGCUCCCAGUGGAAAUCUGGCAUCGGUGGAACCAAAAUCAGUGUCAGAGACUGGACAGUUCGAGACAGAGACAAGAAAAACAUGAUCCUGAACGUCUGGGAUAUCCCAGGUGGGGAGGAGUACAGUGAAACUCACCCUCACUUCAUGAGCUCCAGAGCCAUGUACUUAGUGCUCUAUAACCUGAGUAAAGGAGUUAGUGAGCUGGACACAGUCAAACCCUGGCUUUUCAACAUCAAAGCACUAGCCCCUCUAUCUCCUGUUAUACUUGUUGGGACUCACGUGGACAUGUGUGAAGACCACGUAUUACAAGAGUGUAUGCAGAAGCUCCGUGAGGAUGUGCUGAUCCAGCUGGGUUUCCCAGCCAUCAAGGAAUGCCCCAUUCUGUGUGCCUGUGAGGAGUCAGACUCCAUUAGCAAACUGCGCAAGUCCAUCGCCUCGGGGGCCAGUUGUUUUAAGAUCCAGGGGCAGCCAGUGAUGGGGCAGCUGGUUCCUGACUGCUAUGUUGAGCUGGAACGGAGAGUUUUGCAGGAGAGGACACGCGUCCCUCCUGAAUUCCCUGUGCUCAGACACCAGCGUCUCCUGCAGCUCAUACAGGAGAGCCAGCUUCAGCUGGAGGAGGGAGAACUCCCUCACGCCAUCAGGUUCCUCAGUGAGACUGGUGUGCUCCUGCACUUUGAUGACCCUGCACUCCAGCUCAGAGACUUGUAUUUUAUUGACCCCCAGUGGCUGUGCAACGUUAUCUCACAGACUCUCAUUCUUAGCAGUUCAGGGUUGUGUGAGAACACCACGGGGGUGGUGCUCCGCUCUGUGUUGACUCUGUGUCUCUCUGAGAGCCGCUGCUUUCCCAGGGAACAUCUCAUGCAGUACUUUAAACUGCUGGAGAAGUUUCAGAUUGCUUUGCCUUUCGGGGACGAGCAGUUGCUGAUACCCAGCAGUUUGCUUCAUCAUAAACCAGUAAUUAACCUCCCUCACUCUGAGAACUCUGAGAUGAUCAUGAGGAUCUAUGAGAUGCCCUAUUUCCCCAUGGGCUACUGGUCCAGGCAGAUCAACCGGCUCCUAGAGGUCUCCGCCUUCAUGCUGUGUGGCAGAGAGAUCCCUUUAAAGCCCACACCUAUCACCUGGAGGACAGGCAUCUACCUAACGUGGGAUGCUGAGACCUACUGCCUGGUGGAAGCAUACCCAAUAGAGAAAAACCCUUCAAGCUUUGUUAAAGUUACUGUGCCUUGUUCUCGCAAAGGUCAGGUGUUACUGGGGCAGGUGGUGGAUCAUAUUGACUCUGUGCUGGAGGAGUGGUAUCCUGACCUCCUCAACACUGAUAUUCAUGGUGAUGGGGAAACUGUGCUGAAGAAAUGGGCCCUGUACAGCUUCAAUGAUGCGCAAGAGCAGAGCAAGAUGCAGCUGGAGGAGCUGCUGAAAAGCAUUGAUAAAGAUGGUCUCUUGGUGAACAAAGAGGACCCUCAGUGUACAAUACCCAUCUCUCAAAUCUGCCCCGACCUGAUCCUGAUUGAUCAGCCUGCCAGUACAAUGUUGGACCCUGAAGAACUGGAGAAGGAACUCUCCAAAGAGUACCUGCUUGGAGAUGGAGGCUUUGGCUCGGUGUACAGAGCAAUAUAUAAAAAUGAAGAUGUUGCCAUUAAGAUUUUUAAUAAACAUGCGUCAGAGCUCUAUGUUCAUAGACUAGUGAGACAGGAGUUGACCGUGCUGGGCAGGCUGAAUCACCCCAGUCUGGUGGCUCUGCUAGCAGCAGGAAGUUCCCCUCAUGUGCUGGUGAUGGAACUGGCUCCGUGUGGCUCACUGGACUCACUGUUUGAAAACAAAGAUGGCAGCUUUAGUCGCAAACUGAAGCACAGGAUAGCACUACAGGUGGCAGAUGGCCUCAGGUAUUUGCACUCUUCCAUGAUCAUCUAUCGAGACCUGAAGCCUCACAACGUGCUGCUGUUUACUCUGAAGACUGACUCGGAGAUCAUAGCUAAGAUCACUGAUUACGGCAUUGUUCAGUACUGCUGCAGUAUGGGAGUCAAGAGCUCAGAGGGCACUCCAGGGUUCCGUGCUCCUGAGGUUGCUCGCGGUAAUGUGAUCUAUGAUGUUCAGGCGGACGUUUACUCGUUUGGUCUUUUGCUUUAUGACCUCUUGACCUGCGGACAGAGAAUCUCGGAUGGUGUGAAGUUCCCCAGCGAGUUUGAUGAGAUUGCUGUGCAAGGCAAGCUACCAGAUCCAGUAGAGCACUACCACUGUUCCCCAUGGUCAGGAUUUCAGAACCUAAUGAAGGACUGUCUGAAUGAGAACCCUCAGGACAGACCCACUUCUGCACAGGUCUUUGAUCGUCUGAGCUCAGGCGAGAUGCUGUGUCUGAUUAGGGAGCUGACUUUGGACGGGCUGCCCUGUGAAUGUUUUGUUGUCUCCUGUGUUGGUGGAAGUGUGGGCAGAAGUGUGAACGGAGGUGCAGGUGCUAGAGUUUGGAUGGGAGGUGGCAGCAGCAGCCAGAAGCUCGGCUGUGUCACCUGUGUGGAUCUAGAGACUGAAAAAAGCACCAGAUUGGAGAUUGACCAAAGCCCUGUGCUCUGCCUGGUGACUGUAAGAGUGCCUGAGGAGUCCCAUGAUUGGCUGGUGGCAGGGACACAGCUGGGAUCACUGGUUGUAAUGGAUACAAAGAAUGCUCAAGUUUUGCACCAUUUGCAGAGUGUGAAGGAUUCAGUCACCUCCUUGUUCUUUCACACACCCACUCAGCGCAGCUGUUUAAAGAAAUACCUAUUAGUGGGGACAGCAGAUGGAACCAUUGUCAUUUAUGAAGAUGCAGUAAUAAAGUGUGCAGAUGGUGCUCCAGUGAAGGUGGUGAAGGUUGGGAAUGUGAAUACACCGCUGAUGUGUCUGGGUCUGUCAGGCCACUCUCAGGACCGCAGCACUAUCUGGGCCGGCUGUGGCACUAAAGCGUUUUCACUGUCUGUGGACUACAGCAUCUCAAAGACUAUAGACACCUGGACUGCCAAACUCUUUGUUCAGCAAAGAUCAACCAGCAGUGAGGCGUGUAUCUCUCGACUGGUGGUGGAAAAGCACAUCUAUCUGAGUAAGACCGGGGGACACAUUGUAGAAGUGUGGGACAAGAAGAGCGGGAAGAUGAUUGACCUCAUCGAUUGUGUGCAGUUGUUAAGGAAGACCAAACUGAGUUGUGAGACAGCUGGAAUAAUGGAGUCGUCCUGGGCCUGUGUGAAGACCCUACUGGUGCAGCAUAAUGGCACCCUGUGGAUUGGCACCAGAGCCGGGCACAUCCUGCUGGUGGAUCUGUCCACGCGUGAGCUGCUGCAGGCAAUCAACCCCAACUGCCACUCAGUGCGCAGUAUGGCCUCUGUUCUGAUAGAAACAGAAAGCCGGAAAAGCGUCAUUCUGGUGCUGGGUAGGCGGCUCCACAUGUCUCAAGAGCAGAACAGGCUUGACGAGAAAUCUGUGUUAAUGGUGUGGAGCAGCACUCUGCCACAGGAAGUGAAGGAUUUGAAAGCACAUUGUGAACUGAGAGAACAGAUCAAAGCCAAAAUGAGAGAGCAGGCCCACACACAAACGUUUCAGUAUGAAACAACACCGAACACUCUGCUGUCCUCUCCACUCUGAAAUUACCGUGGCUUCGUCUUUAUGAAAAAGGGACCUAAAUGUGUGAUCUCACUGCUGUUGGAAAUUUUGCACAAUUAAGGGACACCUGUUUAUAACGCUGGAUUUAGAUGUACUGUAUAUUUUUUUAUUAGGAAUUUUGUUGCUACAGAAUAUACUCCACCUUCUGUGAAAAGACUUAUAAUAUUCAGUGUAUAGAUGGGCUUGUCUUUGGUGACAUGCUGUUAAAGCCCUUUCCACAGUCCAUUUUGAACUGACAACUGUGUAAUCUGUGUGUACUUGUUAUACUUGUGCUUAAACCAAGAAGAUUUAAGUGGAAAUGUAGUUCAUGGGUAGGUUUUCCAGGUGAGGGAACCUGGAUAUUGUGCAGCUGGAAAUUUCAAUAUGGAUGGACAUACACACACCCUAAACUAUAGUGCCCUUCCUCUGACCAUUUGUUCUGUGUUUUAAUAAGGUAACUCUAAGCAACUCCUUUAUACCUCUGUUCAACCUUAAGGUGUAGUUUCCCAAACAGAGAUUAAGCCUAAUCUUGGACUACAGAGCUUUUUAAAUACACAUUUCCAUGAAAGGAAAAUGUAGUCUAGGACUCGCCUUAAUCCUUGUCAGGGAAUCCGACACUUAAUGUGCAGCCCUACAGAAGAGAACUGAAAGCUCUCUGUGGCCCUACAUUGUUUAUUAUUGAUUAUGUGCUGCGUCAGCAUUAAAAUAAUAAUUUAUAUAUGUAAAAAAUAUAAUUUUACACUACAUAGUAUCUGUAUGUUGUGAAAUAUUGUACCCCAGUCCACCAGCUUUACCUACACAUGUGGCAUAUCUUAUAGAACAUUUAUAAAGGGAUGACAAUCAUAUAAAGUAAAAAGAAUCAAAUCUGUAAAAGAACUGGAGAAUUAGCCAAAGAAAUGAAAUGUUUGUUUAUUUUAUUAGAAAAUGAGUGUGCAUGUCUGUGUUAUAUAAAUGUAAUUGUUCUGUGUAUGCAUACACAUUUGAUUUGUACUUGUGAGCCAUGUCAAAGUUGUUAUAAAGGUUUUUUGUUAUAUUAAUGUUUCUACUUUAUGAGAUAAUGUCAUAACAUUUUUUAUUUGAAAGCACCCAAUUUCUGCAUUUGAUUUCCUGUAAAAUGUGGUCUGAUCAUUAUCUGACUCAAGACAAUGGCUAAUCACAAUCUAACUAAUCUAAUAAUACACCGUGCAGGCUAGGAAAAGUCAUGUAUAUUGUUUAUCAGCAAUUAUCUUGACCAAACAUUUUCUUGUAGCAGUUAGAGUAGCAACUUUAGACAGUUUCUAACAGUUACUAGCACUGUUAUGUAUCUGCAUAUAAAGUUUGCACAGUGUUUUGUAGGAAUUUUGGAUAUCCAAACAUGUUUCAAUACAAUACACAAAACAUUGCUUACCUGCAUAGCCCUCUUCAGGUCAUGUUGUCUCAAAAGCUUCUCAAUUUAGCAUUUGAACUUGCCAUUUCAAAAACAACAAUUAAUGUAAACUAUUAAUUACCUGAAUUAUUUGUGUUCUUUAAGUUAUUUUCUUGUUGUAUCACUAAACAUCUCUUUACCCUCA